Polypterus senegalus (gray bichir) is the source of this 4197-nucleotide messenger RNA. RefSeq names its product HAUS augmin-like complex, subunit 3 (gene haus3). The transcript is spliced from 5 exons. Gene Ontology annotation, biological process: spindle assembly; centrosome cycle. Gene Ontology annotation, cellular component: mitotic spindle; centrosome; HAUS complex. Lineage: Eukaryota; Metazoa; Chordata; Cladistia; Polypteriformes; Polypteridae. The coding region runs from base 166 to 2043 and encodes 625 amino acids. The record is from RefSeq and is a predicted model, not a curated record.
CUCGCGGGGAGCGCCUUUUGGUUCAGUUAGUUGCCGCCAGGUGGAGGAAAAAAAAAAUAGUAAACCAGACUAACUUAACGACUUUACAGACUAUACAAAAAUUCUUCUGGCUGACUGGUUGAAGACUUAAACAUUCUGUAAAAUUUUAAAGAACUUUAAUGAGAUAUGGAGGGAGGCACCCAGUUAGUUGAAACUUUGAAGAAACUUGGUUAUCCAAAGGCUUCUAAACUGAAUGGAGAAGAUUUUGAUUGGUUGUUUGAAACAGGAGAAGACCGCUACUUUCUCCACUGGUUCUGCACUAGUCUAAAUAAGCAGCAUUUGCUGGAUGAGGAAGAGGUAAUUGCUUUUGAGAAUCUGAAAAAGUCAGGCAAGACAAUGUUGGAUGAAGAAUCUUUGGCUGAGGUUUUGAAGGCGUAUCAAAACACAGAGUUGAAAAUGGAAUCUGCAACACAAGAGAAGAUUGAGAUUGAGAAGCUGGAAGAAGAAAUUCAGUCACUGAAAAAGAUGAAAAACCUUAAAGUUCAGCGGCGUAACAAACUUCAGGUAAUGGCUACUGUGAGCCGAAGUUCUUCUUUAAAGCUUUGUGCAGAAGAGCAAUUAACUGCUAAAGACAUUAAGGAUAAAAUGGAAAUAUUAGGAGCAGAGAAUGCAAAGUUUAACAGAGAGCUGCAAUCACUUACAGAAACUGUGAAACGACUUACUGAUUUCUUUUGUAAUGUGGCCAGUUCUAGUUCUGGAUCACUGAAACGCAUGCCUGUCUUCUUAUCUCAUUUAUCCCUUGACAAGUAUCUGCAUCUAGAGGAACAUAAUACUAAAGCUCUUGUCUCCUAUGCAAAAAAACAGUUCUUUGAAGGAAUCACUGAUUUAGUGGAAAGUUCAAAUGAAGAGAACUUUCAGUUGUUAGAUGUAAGCAGGAAUUCAUUCUGUGGAGAAGGUGACCAAGUACAAGAGGAACGUCGAAAAGAGAUGGCACGGCUGCAGUUUGCCUACAUAGUUGCUCAACACCAGUUAGUUGAAAAGAAUGCAGAGGAACAAAGCAUCCUGGCAGGACUUAACUGGGUUAAAGAGAAUUUUGUCUUCUCUCCUAGAGCAAUGUUAAAUGGAGAUGACUAUGAGUUCAAGGUAAAAUUUGGGCGAUUAAAGAAGGAACUUCAGAGUACUGAAGAACAGGUGGAAUCCCUUCGUAGAGAAAAGCUGUCGGCCACGUUGAGAGAGAAUGCUCAGUCCCUUAACGUUCCAGUGGUAAAGGGAGAUUUUGACCUGCAGAUUGCUCGUCAGGACUACUAUAUGUCCGGACAGGAUGAAGUUUGCAUUCAGCUUCUGGAGCAGAAAGCUUCGUUUGAAUUGUUACAACUUGCCUAUGAGAUGGAAUUAAGAAAAUACAGACAGUUUCACAAACAGCUUGAAGAAAUGGUUUUAGACCUUGUGAGGAGCAGAAGUGAAUUAGCAAGUAGAUUAGAAACAUUCUCUGACCCUGCAUUGUCCAAACCUGCCAAGCAACGUAGCAUUAUUGAUUCGAAGGACUUUACCUUUAAUAGACUGUAUGAGAUGCUAGUCGAGAACACAGAUGGAAAGGAACAGCUUUUCAGAACAUAUGAAUGUUUGGAUCAAGCAGCUCAAAAGUUGCAACAGGAUAUCCUUUCACUUACGGAUCAUGUAGCUGCUUCUAACAAGGAACAGUCCUUAUUAUUGUCCAAAAUGGAGUCUGAUUUGGAUGUCCUCCGUAAUACUAAUUACUGUGGGCUAAAGCAGAUUGUGCUUACUCCACAGGUAUGUUUAACAAAACAGGAACACUUUAUCAACUCACAGGAACUAGGGGAGACCAUAAUUAAUCUGGAUUCUCAGCUCACCAUUCUGAAUCAGCUGAUGUUGGAAAUUAUUAAUGAUGUUAAAGCAAAGAAUACAAUAUUAGAACACAACAAGUUACUACAGAUGGAACGAGAGCUUUAUGUUUAUUUUUUUCAAGACGAAAAUUACUUAAAAAGCAUUGUUGAAGAGUUGGAGAACAAGGUCAGAUCUUUAGCCACUGGACAUGAAAACUGAAAUACUGACAACUUAUGACUUGAUGUAAAUGCAAUCAUGGUUCUGGACUAUUUUAUAUUUUAUCAUAUUGUCAAAUUUUCAAAUUUGCCACUAUUCUGAUGUGAAUUUGGACUAUCGUGUGGCCCGCGAUUCUUUGGAGAAAAGUUGCCAUGUAUAUGUUACUUGUUAUUUAUUAACUAUUUUUUUUUUGUUUUUUUUUUAACUUGGAGUUUUCAAUUAUUCAGUCUACUUUAGUACACAUGUUAGGUUUGACAGACAUUUUGUCUAAUUUCUGUCACAGUUAAACUAUUCAAUGGAAGAUCUAGAAAUAUACUUAAAAAGGUGUACACUUUAUUACAUCAAUUUUGAUAUUAAGUUAAUUAAGUUUUAUUUACUAUGAUUUCUCAGUAAGUGUUAAUUUACUAAAAAUACAUGCAUUGUUUAAAUCUGUACUAUUAGGUUAUUUUAGUCUACACUAAGUAAGUUCAUAGAAAUUAUUUUUGUGGAACUAAAAGUAUUGUAAAAGGCAGUUCAUUAAUGUAUAUUUCUUGACGUGCAUAUUUUUGAUAAAUGAAAAUGCUGAUUAAAAAAAUAUGUAAUCUACUUUGCAGGAAAACUAGCAUACAGAACAGAUGACACAUAGGUAGAAAAUUACAGCAAACCAGAACUUGUUGUAGGUUAGCUAUUCUAGGAAGGAGCUCCACUUUGAGAGUAAUUGGUAUUUGAAAGGUCUCAUGGUUGACAAUUAUAAUCACUGCCAUUUUCUAGGUUUACCAAGUGUAGCUAAUUGCUCUUGUAUCUUUUUCACACUGCUUGGUCUUGGGAAUCCUUUAGGAUGAGAUUCAUUCUUUCAUUGUACUGUUCCCCCCACACGUCUCCUGGCACCCUAUCAUAUGCCAUCUUUCAAGGUAAAGAUGCAUAUUGUAGCUUAUUUCAUUUCAAACAAUUGCUUUCCUCCAUUUUUCCUGAAAAAAAAAAAAUCUAUUUUUUGCCUUCUCAGGCAUGAAAUCAACGUGCAUUUUUCUCAUUUUCACCUGAUCUGAUUUUAAUUUUUUUUUUCCGUAGGACAUUUUUUUAACCAUCUUCAUUACUUGCUUAAUAUAUUGAUUGUUUGAAAUAACUUGCACUCAAUUGAAUCAACCUUUUCUUUGUAUAAUGGUACAAGCACAUCUCUUUUCUGAUCUUUAGAAAUUCUCAGUUUAGAUACCAUGAUGUCUAAGCCUUCGUCUUUUUUCAAUGCUUUUGCAAGAUCUCUUGUUUUGAAAACUUAUAGUUCAGCCGUCCUAUUUAAACACACUGAUCAUUAUCCAAUUUAUGCUUUUCGUUUAGCUUGUACAUCCAUGUACAUCUUCCAGUUUAAUUCUCAUUACCAUCAGUCAUGAUAUUCCUUUCAGUUUUUUCACAACUAUUACAUCUUUUAUCAUUUACUUCAUAUUUCUUCACACAUUUCUGUUUCCUUCCUUGUUCUGCAGCUCUUGUGAAAACUCAAAUCUGUUAGCUUUUUGUGGUCUGUCUUGUUUUACUAGUGUUGUGCUUUGCUUCCUUAUCUAAUUGCUCUGUUUCCUUUUAUCUUUGUUUGUGCCACUUCUUACAAUAUCUUUUUUUCCUUCAGUUGCCUUUUCUACCUCUGCAUUCCAUCACUUUGUAUCAGCAGCAACUUUUUCAAACUACUGACUUUUUAUAUCCAAACAUUCUUCAUCUCUCCCAACUUGCCAUUUACAACUGAUUUUUCUGAAACCUUACUCUUUGAUGGUAUUUCAGCACGCAUACUUCUCACUCUUUUCUUCCAUCUUACAGGACUUCUUAAUUUUCUUCCUUUUCUUUGACUAAAACCUGUUUGAUAACCAAGCAGUGCUGAUAUUAUCUAAACUUCCUAAAGGAUUGCCUUUGUAUUUUUCACCAUACUUCGAUCAACUAUUCUCAUAUGCAAAUAGUCUCUCUUGAUUCUUACACCUGUCAUCAAAUUCUUUCCUACACAUUGUGUUGCACACAACCAUUUUUCAUCACAUCACCAAAGUACACAAUCUUCUCACCCUCAUCUCAUGCACAACCUCAUAACCUGUCAGAAAGCCUGUUUUUGUUACUGCUUUUUCCAGACAUUUAGUGACAAAUACAGUAAUCCCUCGCUAUAUCGCGCUUCGACUUUCGCGGUUUCACUCUAUCGCGGAUUUUAAA